Microdochium trichocladiopsis is the source of this 1446-nucleotide messenger RNA. RefSeq lists its product as uncharacterized. Bases 44 to 1228 code for a protein of 394 amino acids. Lineage: Eukaryota; Fungi; Ascomycota; Sordariomycetes; Xylariales; Microdochiaceae. The record is from RefSeq and is a predicted model, not a curated record. The transcript has 2 exons.
CCUCAUCAGUGUUGCGGAAAUUCAUGUAUGACUAGCUGCUAAAAUGCCUCUCCACUUGCUAGGCAAGAAGUCAUGGAACGUCUACAACCAGGCCAACAUCGACCGCGUGCGGCGGGACGAGGCCGAGGCCGCCGCGCGGGAAGAGGCAGAGGAGCAGCGCCAGCAGGAGAACGAUGCCGCGCGCCGGCUCGCCAUCUUGCGCGGGGAAGAGCCUCCGCCGUUGCUGCUGCCGGCGGCUUCGGAAGGCCUGGCAGACAGUUCCUCCUCCUCCAGGAGGCGGCCUCCUUCUCAUGGUGGUGAUCAGCAGCAUGACGGCGAUGGCUCCCGUGUGAAGUACGAGAGGCCGAACCCUGGAGAUGAUCGCGGCGGCCGGCGGAAACGCAAGCGCUGGGGGGGAGAUGACACCGACUUUGAGAUGCGCAUUGCUCGAGACCGGGUAGGCGCUCGCCGUGGCGAUGAUGAUGCCGAUAAAGGUGGUGACGGGAAUGAAGAGACCAGGUCACGGCAUGGCCCCCAUGAACAUCGUCCCAGGAAUGACGCGCCCAUCGUGGACCAUUCAGGACACAUCGACCUGUUUCCCGAGGAGCGGGACCGUGCAAUGAAAGAGAACGACAAGCGGCUUCGCGACAGCAGCAACAACAAGCACAAGAAUCCGGACGCAGAGCGCGAAAAGGCCAACAAGCAGCGCGAGGUUGAGGAUCAGUACACAAUGAGAUUCUCCAAUGCCGCUGGGCGGGACGCUGCUGGCCAGCUCACCGGCGGCAAAGGCCCGUGGUACGCCGGGCAUGGAUCGCUGCUGGAAGAAGCCACGAGCUCCGAGACUCCGCGGAGAGAUGCAUUUGGGAGGGAAGACCCCGGCAGAAAGGCCCGUGACGAGAUGCGCAUCGACGCGAGCGAUCCCUUGGCAAUGAUGAAGCGCGGAGCCGCCAAGGUACGGGAAGUGGAGAAGGAGAGACAGAAAGCUAACGAGGAGAGGGAACUUGAGCUAAGGGCGCUGCGCAAGGAAGAGAGAAGGAGGAGGGAAAAACGAAGUCGGAGGCACCGUGGUGGCAGCGCAGACUCGCUCGACGGGUUCUCGUUGGACAAGCCUGACCACUCGCGCGACAAAGCUCACCAUUCGCGGACUCAUCGUGAAAGCGACAGGACAAGAAGUCGAGACAGACAUCACCGAGACGAGCGUCGUCACCACAGGCAUUCAGAUAGCCACAAGCACGACCACAGGCAUUGAGUAAGGAGAGCUCAAUCUUCCGAAAUAAACAUCGUCAGCGCCUGCUCGGACAGUGACAGGAGCAGAAUGACUCAGUAUCACUGAAGGAUUACAUCUUCUAUUUAUGAUACCCUAAUCAAGAUGACGCUGUUAUGGAACGGCAUUUGGUCUUUGCGGGCAGGAAUAUCGGAGCCUCCUCGAUGUCGCCUCAGUCAUGUUGCAAUAUCGCCCGUUGCAUA